Messenger RNA from Suhomyces tanzawaensis NRRL Y-17324, 883 nucleotides. RefSeq names its product 2',3'-cyclic-nucleotide 3'-phosphodiesterase. Bases 6 to 788 code for a protein of 260 amino acids. Gene Ontology annotation, molecular function: 2',3'-cyclic-nucleotide 3'-phosphodiesterase activity. The record is from RefSeq and is a predicted model, not a curated record. Gene Ontology annotation, biological process: cyclic nucleotide metabolic process. NCBI's taxonomy places the organism in Eukaryota, Fungi, Ascomycota, Pichiomycetes, Serinales, Debaryomycetaceae. The transcript has 2 exons.
CAAGAAUGGCAUUAGGAGUUGCAUUGUGGUUAUGUCCCAAAAAAAAUACCCAAUUGUACGACAAGCUUGGGACGUUGAUGUCCUCGUUGAACACCCUCUUUCCAGGCCAACCACCACGAUUUGAACCUCAUAUCACCAUCACUACAAAUAUACAGAUAGAUUUGGAACAUCCCGAUCAGGCCCGUGACGAUGUGGAUAGAAUCUUAUCUGCCAGUGCAGUAGCACUCAAUUCCUUGCCAAAGAAUCACUCUAAUUUAGUGACUUUGGGAAAGAUUGAUAGUCAGCGGAAAUUCUUCAAGAAGCUAUACUUCCAUGUGGCAAGAGAUCCCAACUUGGUCUCUUUCGCUCGCAUUAUCCGGGAGCUUUUCGUGAUCUUGCCUAGUGAUAUUGAACAAGAGAACAUUAAACAGAACCCUCACCUAUACACCAAAGAUAGCCACGGGAAUACCAUCAAAAGGAGAAAACUGAAGAAGCAUCGCGAUGAUCCCGAACCAAAGCAAUUUGAUACGUCAUCAAUUCAACUCAAUGCUACCCACAAGGCUGCAGAGUGGUCUUCAAAUGAGUAUGAUCCUCAUCUCUCGUUGGUCUACAGUGAUAUUCAUCCAAUAGACAAUGCCUUAUGGAGGACCAUCAAAACCAGAGUGCAGGACUACUUGAAUAUUGAUAAUUGUGACUCGGAAUACUUGGUGGAUAAUGGACUCGGUUGGGAUGGAGGGGUUUUGAAACUUGUACUUUGUGAGGGUGACGUCAACGAUUGGAUAACCCUCGGGAGUGUUGAUGUCCAUUAAAUAGAUUAAUAUUAGCCUAUAAUGUAAUUUUUCAUGAUAGAAAGCGUUGUAAUUCUACCAAAAUAGGAUUUCAAUGAAUGCAAAAAAUAAUGAAG